This is a messenger RNA of Centropristis striata (black sea bass), 3268 nucleotides long. RefSeq names its product kinesin light chain 3 (gene klc3). Bases 236 to 1777 code for a protein of 513 amino acids. Lineage: Eukaryota; Metazoa; Chordata; Actinopteri; Perciformes; Serranidae. Gene Ontology annotation, cellular component: membrane-bounded organelle; kinesin complex; cytoplasm. The transcript is spliced from 14 exons. Gene Ontology annotation, molecular function: kinesin binding. Gene Ontology annotation, biological process: axo-dendritic transport. The record is from RefSeq and is a predicted model, not a curated record.
AGGAGCAGCAGGUGAAUCCUUCACAGCUUCUACUCUUUAUUCUACCGUCCCACCUGUUCAACACUAAACAAACUGAAACAUACUGUCAGCGGAAAUGUUCCGCUUUACAUGACCGCUCCCGCUUUACGAAUAAAACUAUAAAUAAUAGGUCAGAGUGGACAAAAAGAGGAAAGCACGCCGCGGAGCCUGGAUUUAUCAGGUCAGUUGUUAGAGGAGUAACCCCAGAGUUGGAGCCAUGUUGUCGGCAGAGGAGAUUCUGUGCAACACGCAGCAGGUGAUCGCCGGGCUGGAGGCGCUGAAAGGAGAAAACCGCCUCCUGCUGGAGAACCUGCAGGAGGUGAUGGAGAGCCGGCCGGUGGCAGAGAGCGGCAGCGUGGAGCAGGAGAAGAGCGGCAUCAUCCGCCAAUCACUGGAGAGCAUAGAGCUGGGGCUGAGCGAGGCACAGGUGAUGAUGGCAUUGUCGGCUCAUCUCGGCUCACUGGAGGCAGAGAAACAGAAGCUACGUGCUCAGGUGCGGCGUCUCUGUCAGGAGAACCAGUGGCUGAGAGACGAGCUGGCAGGAGCUCAGCAGCGUCUGCAGGACAGGGAGCAGGACGUGGUCACCCUGGAGGAGCAGAACAGACACCUGCAGUUCAUGUCGUCCAUACGCAAAUACGACCUGGAGGAGCCGCAGCUGGAGGACAAAGACACGUCUUCCACCAAGGAGUCUCUAGAUGACCUCUUUCCUACCGAGGACGAGGAACAGUCACAGAUGUCUCAGCCUCACCACAGCAGUGCAGCAGCAGCAGCCCAGCAGGGCGGCUAUGAGAUUCCCGCCCGCCUUCGAACGCUCCACAACCUGGUCAUCCAGUACGCGUCCCAGGGUCGAUACGAGGUCGCUGUACCGCUCUGCAAACAGGCUUUGGAAGACCUGGAGAAGUCGUCAGGUCACACCCACCCAGACGUAGCCACCAUGCUGAAUAUUCUGGCACUGGUAUACAGAGAUCAGAAUAAAUACAAAGAAGCAGCCAACCUGUUGAAUGAUGCUUUGGCGAUUAGAGAGAAAACUCUUGGAAUGGACCAUCCUGCUGUGGCAGCAACACUCAACAACCUGGCAGUGCUUUAUGGGAAAAGAGGAAAAUACAAGGAAGCAGAGCCGCUGUGUAAAAGAGCUCUGGAGAUCAGAGAGAAAGUUCUGGGUACAGAUCACCCAGACGUGGCCAAGCAACUGAACAACCUGGCUCUGCUGUGUCAGAACCAGGGCAAGUACCAGGAGGUGGAGCAGUACUACGAACGAGCUCUGCACAUCUACCAGAGCAAACUGGGACCAGACGAUGCCAAUGUGGCCAAAACCAAGAACAAUCUGGCAUCAUGCUAUCUAAAGCAGGGGAAGUACCGACAAGCUGAAGCUCUUUACAAAGAGAUCCUGACCAGAGCACAUGAAAAAGAGUUUGGAUCUGUAGAAGGAGACGGUCGUCCCAGCUGGUCUGGUUCUGAGGACGGGGGCUCUGGACAAGACGGACUCAGUAACCUGAAACGUAGCGGCUCUUUCACCAAACUCAGAGAGUCGAUACGUAGAAGCAGUGAGAAACUGGUCCGCAAGUUGAGAGGAGUCGGAAUGGAGGAAACAACCCAGAGGAAUGCUGGGAUGAAGAGAGCGAACUCUCUGAAUGUGUUGAAUGUUGGGGCUAGAGAAAGUCAGGACGGCACCCAGUCGAGCCGUUUGACGGAUGUUCGAGGACUAAGCUCCAGCACGCAGAGCCUGAAUCGACGAGGUUCACUCGGUGGUACCAGCUAACACACACACACUUUCUCCACACAACACCUGUCCUCUUAGAUUACCUGGAAAGAUAACCAGACACUGAAUCAUCACUCAUAUCAGAUGUCUUCCAACAAACUGGACUCCAACUUUCAGUCCCCCUCAAGAAAAACAGAGAUGGUCGUCACGAUUGGAAAUAGCAAAUAAUUUGCUUGCAAAUUGGUUAAUUAUCCUUUUUUAAAAAUGAAAUAACAGAUCUAAUAAUGUUUUCUUUUCCAUUGAGGAAAUGUCACAGUUAUCUUAAUAAUAUUAAGUCUUCAUCUCAAAUAAUGACAAGGGUCCACAAAAAGUGACAAGAAUAUUGUGGUCACAUCGACAUAUCUGCACUAUAGACUUUCCUUCCUGUUCACUUGAAAUUUAAUAUCAUUCCUUCCUGGUUUUAGGUUAGAAACAAACUAAUUUUAUGAAUUCAAGUUAACCUUUAACUUCAGAAUUAAAUAAAAAAAAAAAAAAAUUGGGAUGCAUCGAUCGUGAAAUUCGGGGCUGAUGCGGACUUAAAACGAAAACACACGAAAAUAACAAAAAAAAAUCAUAAAAAUAAACUGUUUCAUUCAGCUCUUUAUUACACUAUUUUUAAAUGAGCACAAAUUGAAUCUAAAUUAUAAAACAAUGAAAAAUAUUUUGGGAAAAAUUGCUUCAAAGGCAUUUUCAGCUGAUUAAUGACUUCAGUACUUACAUAGUGCAACAAAAAAAAAUUCUGGAACAUAAAUUAAAUGCAAUUAAUAAAGCAAAAAUAAAGUGCACUCGGGUACCCGCUGCACUCUUAGCUCAUGCCAGCAACUGUAUAAAAAUAACCAGUGCAACAUUUAGUCUGUGCUAAACUAAUGCAGCACAGAAGACAAACAUCGACUACUGCCAUCAGCAAGGUGAAUAUUUGAGUCGAUGCAUCACUUAAAAAAAACAAAAAAACAUUUUAGACUACCUAAAAUAAUACCAGCAUCUAUACUGUAAGAAAACUAAGUUUUCACAUUUCUCUGUUUAAACCAGACCAUGUCUAACAGGUUAAUAAACAUUAACAGUUAUCUGUAAUGUAUUGAAUAAUACGUUUGACGUAUUACGUAUUUCCUAAUGCUAAUGUUACCUUUUAGGUACAUUUCAGGACACUGGAAAAAAUGUUACAUUAUUUAUGUUUUACAUUUUCUAAAGAUUAACGAUUGUUUUUUCAAAAUUUGUAUAAAUUCUCUCGAAGCACAAGGUUGUAAAGUUGUCUGCACAACGUUCAAAAUGUAAAUGUUACAUUGAGUGUACGAGGGAAAAUCUAAGCUAUCAAGUUUAAACUGUUAAAGAAGUUAUUUAAAUGUGUGUUGAUGAUAUUGUCAAAGCUAUCAAUAAGAACACAAAUGUGUUUACUUAAGUUGGUCUCUGUUACAGCCCAGUUAUAUUGUUCCACAUUAUGAGAAUAAGGACCAACUUUUUAAAUGUUUCUAUAUAUAAAAACACCAGCUCUACAAAAUGAACGCACAUAUCUGA